CACCAUCUCCCUCCCGCAAACAUACCGCUCCUCGUCCGCGCCCUCCUCGGGCUGCGCCGACACCAUUGCUCUCAUCCGGCUUUCGCAUGCUCUCACUCUGUUGGGCACCACCCGCCUCCCACAAGCCUGAAUAUGAGACCCACGCGCGUACUGUGCGUGGCAGAAAAGCCUUCAAUUGCCAAAUCAAUCACGCAGAUUCUUUCUGGGGGAAGGUUCACGACACGGCAAAGCGGGAAUACAUACAUCAGGAACUACGACUUCGACUAUCCUCAGGCGAAUGCCGCCUUUACAGUCACAGCUGUAUCCGGACACAUGUUGGAGCACGAUUUCAGCUUCCAGUACUCUAAAUGGACAUCUUGCGACCCAUUCGAGCUGUUUGAGGCACCCAUCAUCGCGGAAGUCAGGAAAGAUGCUACGACCAUCGCACAGAACCUCAAGAACGAAGCCCGCAAAGCACACCAAAUCAUGAUCUGGACCGACUGUGACCGAGAAGGGGAGCAUAUUGGUUGGGAGAUUGUCAAAGAAUGCAGAAAGGCUAAGCCAAACGUCACCGUGACGCGAGCGCGGUUCAGUGCAAUUAUACCGCAGCAAAUCCACAAUGCAGCGCAGAAUCCCAUUGCGCUUGACAUGGCCCAAGUGAACGCUGUGGAAGCACGUAUACUACUCGACUUGAGGAUUGGUGCCGCCAUGUCCCGGUUACAGACGCUCAACCUUCAGCGGCGCUUCGAGGACUAUGACCUAACGGAAGGGGUCAUCUCGUAUGGACCGUGUCAAUUCCCAACUCUGGGGUUUGUCGUGUCUCGGUACAACCAAGUGAAAGCUUUCAGGCCGGAGACGUUCUGGUACAUCUUCCUAUCUGUCUCACGACAGAAUUCCGAAGGCGAGGAUGAAGAAACUGUGUUCACAUGGCGUCGAGGGCAUCUUUUUGACUUCGACGUGGCUAUGGCAAUCUACGAGCACGUCCUUGACUCACCUGUGGCACGUGUAACUGAAGUAAAGAGCAAGGACACUAAAAAAUGGAAGCCUUUGCCCUUGACUACGGUAGACCUGCAGAAGGCGGGAUCUCGAUUGCUCCGCAUGAGCCCCAAGAAAGUACUCGACAUUGCCGAGAAGCUCUACCAACAAGGUUUCCUGUCGUACCCUCGUACAGAGACCGACCGUUUCGACGCGCAAUUCGAUUUCAUGACGCUCAUCGAGAAGCAGACAGUAGACCCGGCAUGGGGUGACUUUGCCACCAGACUUCAGAACGGCGGCUUCAACCGACCACGGCAGGGCAGAAAAGAUGACAAGGCGCACCCGCCUAUUCAUCCGACCGCUCACGCUGGUAACCUAGUCGGCGACGAGAAGAAAGUGUACGAAUACAUUACGCGUCGGUUUCUUGCGUGUUGUUCCAUGGACGCCCUGGGUUGGGAGACUACAGUCGAGCUCCUCUACGGAGAUGAGGAGUUCUAUGCAACCGGCCUGAGGGUGCGGGAAAGGAACUACCUCGAUGUCUUCAUCUACGACAAAUGGUCCGACAAGGAGCUGCCUCACUUUGAGAGAGAUGAAGAGUUCGCUCCUGCGGUCUGUCUCUUGAAGGACGGGCAGACAACCAAACCUCAUCUUCUAACUGAGGCUGACCUCGUUACGUUGAUGGAUAAGAAUGGCAUUGGCACCGAUGCCACUAUCGCUCAACACAUUGAGACCAUCGUCAAGCGCAAUUACGUGCAUGAGAAAAUGCAAGGGUCGAUAAAGUAUCUCAUUCCCUCCGCGCUUGGUAUCGGUUUGGUCGAAGGCUAUGACUCGAUUGGGUUCGAGCGAAGUCUCAGCAGACCACAGCUGCGUCGCGAGACCGAGCGACGUAUGCUCAAUAUAUGCGAGGGAACCAUGACCAAGAACGACAUGCUGGUGCAAAGUAUCGAGCAGUACAAGGAAAUGUACAUGAGGGCACGAGCCGAGUUUGAGAGGCUUGCAACAUGCGUGCAUGACCGACUACGAGAAGGCGUCAACCUAGACGACGUUGGUGGUCCCGACGAUGCCGGUGGAGGCGGCGGUGGCGGCGGUGGAAGAGGCGGGCGCCGAGGGCGAGGCGCAAGAGGAGGGCGCGGCGGCAGGGGCGGCAGAGGUGGCGGAGCCAAUCCCGGCGACAGCAGCAGCGACGGUGGCAGCGAUGGCGGUGGCGGUGGCGGUGGAAAUGGCGCUCGUGGUGCUGCGAGAGGGCGAGGCACUCGCGGUGGUUCCCGGGCAGCGUCUACUGCGGCGAGGGUACCAACAUCUCGGAGGGGACGAGGAGGGCGGGGCGGUGGUGCGGCUGCGGCGCCCGCUCCUGGUGCCACUAUCGAUGUGGACGGCUCUGACUCUGACCAAUACUGGGAUGAUCCCCCUGCGGCGCCCCAACCAGCACUUCCACCCCCCGCCCCGGCGCCGAAGCCACCCUCAUCGCGUGGCAGUCGUAGUACAACGGUCAAGGCACCAGAGACAUCUUCCCUCGCAGCUCCCACAUGCGAAUGCGGGGAUGUCGCCGUAGAGCGCACAGUGAAGGCCGAAACCGCCAACAAAGGCCGGCUCUUCUGGACCUGCCCCAAUAACCGCAGAUGCGACUUCUUCGAAUGGGCAGAUGGGCCGUCGAACUCGAACGCAGGUGCAUCGCACUCUACGGGCGCAUCACGGACCGCCUCGAUCCCUACCAAGCGAUCGGUUGGUAACCGGGACGCAGACCGGAAACGCUGCCUCUGUGAGCUUUCGGCCGUGCUGAAGGAGACGAAGAACGGCGCGAACAAGGGUAGAAAGUACUGGUCAUGUCCGAACGAGUCGGCGAAGGCCCGAUGCAAGUUCUUCGAGUGGGCGACGGACGAGGAGGUGGCGGAGGCGGAGGCUGCAAGACCGCGAUACAAGACCUUCGAAAACCGUAAUGAAAGCAGAAGUAAUAACAACUACGGAGGCGCAGGAUCUGGAGAGUGCUUCAAGUGUGGUCAGGAAGGUCAUUGGGCAAAUGCUUGCCCAAACGGUGACGGCUUCAAGUCGUCGUCCCGUACCGCGUCGACAAGCAGCAGAAGAGGAAGAGGAGGAGGGAGCCUUCGACGAACCGGGUCGGGUCGAAGAGGAACGAAGCGGGGCAAGAAGAGCGACUCGUUCGCCACGGACGAUUGGUAACGUUUCCGAGGUAUACAACCCUUGUUUUUGUGCUGUAACUGUACUCUAGUAGUCACAUUGUUCUUGCUCUCGUCGCUGUUUCAUCGUAUUAU
Messenger RNA from Rhodofomes roseus, 3224 nucleotides. Its product is annotated as DNA topoisomerase. Gene Ontology annotation, biological process: DNA topological change. Gene Ontology annotation, molecular function: DNA topoisomerase type I (single strand cut, ATP-independent) activity; DNA binding; zinc ion binding. The transcript has 14 exons. The coding region runs from base 133 to 3132 and encodes 999 amino acids. The record is from RefSeq and is a predicted model, not a curated record. Gene Ontology annotation, cellular component: nucleus. Lineage: Eukaryota; Fungi; Basidiomycota; Agaricomycetes; Polyporales; Fomitopsidaceae.